This is a messenger RNA of Cicer arietinum (chickpea), 473 nucleotides long. RefSeq names its product TPD1 protein homolog 1-like. Lineage: Eukaryota; Viridiplantae; Streptophyta; Magnoliopsida; Fabales; Fabaceae. Gene Ontology annotation, biological process: cell fate determination. The record is from RefSeq and is a predicted model, not a curated record.
AAACAAUGGAAAGGACUCUCAACCUCAAGUGUCUUAUUUCUUUCCUCUUCCUUACUUUUGUCAUCAAAGGAUCAUGUAAUGACUCAUGUCCAUUGAAAAGUCUUAAUAUUGUUCAAACAAAAACUGGAAAUGUAAUACAAGGCAAGCCUGAAUGGAAUGUGUUGGUGACUAACAACUGCAUUUGUUCACAAAGUCAAAUAAAGUUGGCUUGUAAAGGAUUUCAGAGUGUGCAAGCGAUCGACCCUUUAAUUCUAUCCAAGAAUGGCGAUAAUUGUCUCUUAUCAAAUGGACACAUCUUAGUAGAUUCUGAUAGUGAAGCAUUUACAUAUGCAUGGGAUACACCAUAUCCUUUUAUUCCUAUAAGCUCUACUACAGGCCCUCCUUGUAACCGACAUUAACAAGAACUUUCGAACUUUGUUAAGAUCGUAAAAUUUUAAAUUUUAUCGGUUAAUCAUUUGAAGAUCUUAAGUAAU